Messenger RNA from Empidonax traillii (willow flycatcher), 579 nucleotides. It is a transcript of the gene TPBGL, whose product is annotated as trophoblast glycoprotein like. Lineage: Eukaryota; Metazoa; Chordata; Aves; Passeriformes; Tyrannidae. Gene Ontology annotation, cellular component: plasma membrane. The transcript has a single exon. The annotation marks the transcript as partial. Gene Ontology annotation, biological process: negative regulation of canonical Wnt signaling pathway. The record is from RefSeq and is a predicted model, not a curated record.
GCCGCCGAGCUCCGCAGCCUGGAGGCGCCGGAGCUGCGGGGGCUGCGGCUCAACCUGGGGGCCAACCCGCUGAGCUGCGACUGUGCCCUGCGGCCCUUCCUGGCCUGGCUGCGCUCCGCGGGCUCCCGGGUGCUCGACGCCCGCAGCCUGCGCUGCGCGGGACCCCCGGCCCUGCGCGGGGCCGCGCUGCUCCGCCUGCGGCCCGAGGGGCUGGUGUGCGCGGCCAGCGAGGGCGGCGAGCCCGGCCAGCUGGAGACGGCCUCCUACGUCUUCUUCGGCAUCGUCCUGGCGCUCAUCGGCAUCGUCUUCCUCAUGGUGCUCUACCUGAACCGCCGCGGCAUCAAGCGCUGGCUCCACAACCUGCGCGAGGCUUGCCGCGACCAGAUGGAGGGGUACCACUACCGCUACGAGCAGGACGCCGACCCGCGCUGCGCCAGCGCCGUGGGCACCCCCGGCCUCUGACGGUGCCCUCGGCAUCACCCGCCGUGCCCCUCGACGCCUCUCCGCUCCCGACAUCCACACCUCGCGCCAGCCCCUCGCCGUGGCACCCCCGAAAAUUAGUCUCUGAGGACGAGCCGG